GAGUAGCAACACCAGCUCUUGAUCCAGGGUGCAACUGGGUUCCGAGGUCUGGAGAGAUUUACACUGCAGCAGAUAUGAAGGUGACUCCUCAAAAUAUCUUCCUCCUGCUCCUUUUGGAAGUUGCGCUGGUUGAGAAUGUUGUGCUGGCCAGAAAAACACUGCAUGCGAAACGAUCCAAAGUAAACACAGGAGAUGAAAUCGCAGUGCAGCAAUAUAUCGAGGAACAAUGCGUUGGCAAGGCCUUAGACUUAGUCUUCAUCAUUGACAGUUCCCGGAGUAUACUUCCUCCUGACUUUGAGAAAGUGAAAGAAUUCAUCAAAAACAUCCUCAAAUUCCUGGACGUUGGUCUGGCCAAGACAAGAGUGGGCCUCGUCCUCUAUGGCAGCACCGUCGAAAGCGUGUUCUCCCUCAAAACCUACAAGAAGGUGGAGGACAUGAUGAGGGCAGUUGAGGAGAUGGUGCACUUGGCAACUGGCACCAUGACAGGGCUGGCCAUUGAAUAUACUAUGAAGGUGGCAUUCUCCAAACAGGAGGGGGCAAGGCCAUUUGACAGAAACGUGCCGCGCGUGGCAAUUAUAGUGACGGAUGGGAGACCCCAGGACAAGGUGGCAGAGGUAGCAGCUCAAGCAAGAGACUCGGGAAUUCUCAUAUUCGCCGUAGGUGUAGGAAGAGUUGAUAUGCAGAUACUUCAGCUGAUUGGGAGCGAGCCACAUGAGAAACAUGUGUUCUUUGUGCAGAAUUUCAGCAUGAUUCAAACUCUCCUCUCUGAGUUCCAAACCAAAAUAUGUGAUACAGAUCUCUGCGGAGUGGUUGGCCAUGGAUGUGAACAGAUCUGUGUCAACACACCAGGGUCUUACAUUUGCAAAUGUGAAAAAGGAUUCAUCCUAAACAGUGAUCAGAAAACUUGCCGAAGAAUUGAUUUCUGCAUCCAGGCUGGGCACAACUGCGAACAUGAUUGUGUGAGCACAGAGGACAGUUAUUUCUGUAGAUGUCGGAAAGGUUACGUACUACACCCUGAUGGCAAGACAUGUCUGCAGUGUACCCACAGAGCUAUGGACGUCGUCUUCUUCAUUGACGAAUCCAAAGGCCUUGGAGCAAAUCAUUUCCGAUCAGUGAAACAAUUUGUCAACAGCAUCGUGGAUGGGUUGGAAGUUGCACCAAAUGCAACUCGAGUGGGUCUGGUGCAGUACUCCACUAAGGUCCAGACGGAAUUUCCUCUCCAACGCUACAGCACAGUCAAUCAGGUCAAGGCUGCAGUGAGUCGAGCUAAAUCGAUAGGCCAACAGCCCAUGACAGGGCGCACUCGGAGGCAGAUCUUUAAAAACAGCUUCAAGGUGAAUGAAGGAGCUCGAGCCCUUGCAGAAAACGUUCCAAGGAUAGCGCUUGUGCUCACCGAUGGCCGUCAACAGGCUGAUGUUGUGGAAUGGGCGACUGAAGCAAAGCAGACUGGUAUCAAUAUAUUCGCCAUUGGAGUUGGCAAGGCAACUGAAGAAGAAUUACAACAAGUUGCUUCAUUUCCACAUGAUGAGUACCUGCAUUACGCAAAAGACUUCAGAACCAUGGGUGAAAUAGUGGAAACACUGAAACUACAAAUUUGUAAAGGAACUCCAUCACUUAGCGAUCAAUGCAAAUGUGAAGCAAUUGUGUCAUUCCAGAUUCAAGCUAAUGAAGAAAUACGGACAUUAACCCAAAAAUUGGAAGAAGUGAUGAACAGGCUGAAGACUGUGGAGAACUCUUUCAAAGCCAAGUAACAGGAGUGAAAUACACAUUUUUCUUUAAUUUCUAUAAAUGAAGACUUUAGUUUGAUGCAUGGUGUUGAGUUUCCUGAUCAGGUAAUUAGACACUGUCAUUUUGUAUAUUUUAUGGAUGGUAUGGUAUUUACACAAAACUGGCAUUGGGAAAAUGAUUAGUGCCUCAUCCCCUUCUGAAACAAACUAAGACCUUUUUACCAUGUGUUGGUAAGUUGGCAGUUAUAUAUUUUAACUAAUAAAAACAUGCAACUCUAGCAAUGUUUGAUCAGAAAUAUAUACGACUCACUUCCACUUCACAGAUAAUGAUCUAAUCUCGAGAAUUUUAAAGUUUUUUUUAAAAGACUGCUAUUAUAGCUCAGCAUCAUUGAAACAUGCAUACUUAAUGGAUAUUGCUAGGAUUGUUGCAAAAAUAAUUCAGGACUGUUUGUGUUUUGCUGCAGAAAGCUAUUCUUUUAAUCGUC
Rhincodon typus (whale shark) is the source of this 2212-nucleotide messenger RNA. RefSeq names its product matrilin-2-like. NCBI's taxonomy places the organism in Eukaryota, Metazoa, Chordata, Chondrichthyes, Orectolobiformes, Rhincodontidae. Bases 75 to 1751 code for a protein of 558 amino acids. Gene Ontology annotation, molecular function: calcium ion binding. The transcript is spliced from 9 exons. The record is from RefSeq and is a predicted model, not a curated record.